Messenger RNA from Penicillium verhagenii, 876 nucleotides. RefSeq lists its product as uncharacterized. The record is from RefSeq and is a predicted model, not a curated record. The transcript has a single exon. Bases 1 to 876 code for a protein of 291 amino acids. NCBI's taxonomy places the organism in Eukaryota, Fungi, Ascomycota, Eurotiomycetes, Eurotiales, Aspergillaceae.
AUGUCGUUGCCUACGUUCCAUUUCCUGGACCCUCUCAACCAAAUCUCCGGUCCAGAAGCUGACAGCCUACUUGGGCGUUUUGUCCUCGACCGAUGGAACUUACUAGAGGGCUACGAGCCCAAAGACCCGACCAAGAUAAUAACCCCCGAAUUCAUCAAUGAGGAUCUCGAUUUCGGCAACGUCGAGAUGUUCAUCACAACCAUUUCGCACACAUCGGCUAACGCAGCAGCAAGGAAAGCGCUGACAAUAGGCGGGUCGCGUACAAGCACAGGCGGGGUCGCACUUUCCAGCGACCAAAUAACCAAACGAGGGAUCAAAAACGCACGGUCGGCAUUCGAAGCGCUCACAACAAACGCGGACAUCAUGACUGGAGUUCAGAACAUGAUGCGCAACGCAGGAGUACACCGCGUGUGGAUGAUCACCGGCAUUCUUCUAGUGAGCGAUGGGCGCGUCAAAACAAAUGCCUUGAAAGCGAGCGAAGUUAAUUUCAAUGCCGCGGCACAGUUCCCCACGGCUGCGGCGGCUGGGAUAAGCCCUGUGGGGCUGGAGGCGCUCGACGUUGAUGUGGCGGAACUAUCUAUCAAGAAGAAAAGAAAUGCCGAAGCUGGCUUGGAGGCGGAUUUGAUGGGAAGGCGCGUCUUUGCGGUGCAGUAUUGGCGGUGUGAUCACCCUCGUUGGAAGCCGCAGCAAUUGCUGGGUCAAUGGAGAGGGCAGAUGACGCUACGUGGGAAGGGACUUCAAAAGGUUGAUACGGGACAUAUGGGGCUGGGGGAGUCGGAAGAUGAAGAUGAUGAAGACGCAGAUGCAGAUGCAGACUGGGAGUCCCAAAGUCUUGUGCUGGGGAGCUCUGAAGAGCUUCCCGAUGUCAAUGUAUGA